Drosophila nasuta is the source of this 2870-nucleotide messenger RNA. RefSeq lists its product as uncharacterized. The transcript has 6 exons. Lineage: Eukaryota; Metazoa; Arthropoda; Insecta; Diptera; Drosophilidae. Bases 49 to 2682 code for a protein of 877 amino acids. The record is from RefSeq and is a predicted model, not a curated record.
UCUGCGCAUUGUGCUCGCAGCCGUCUUCGCGCAGUCCGAAAUAUCAAGAUGGGAAAUUCGGGAAGCGCUCACAACAUUAGCAGCGGGAGAUCAGGCAUCGAUCGCAGCUCGCAAUUUCAUCAAUCACAUUUCAAACACCUCAGCCAACAAAAUGCUCAUCAUCAUCAAUUUAGCCGCACUUCAAAUUUUCGAACUAGCCCCAUUAAUCAGCCGCAGCAGCGUAAUUUGAAUCCUCAUUGGCGUCGAUCAUAUCAGCCACCUGGCGUCGAAAGGGGUGAAGCAAAGGCACAGACGGAAAUACCGUUUAAAGUGUUACCAGAGCUGGAGAAAAAGUUGCACUUGCGUGCAACGACAAAUGGCGCGAUAUUGAAUUCGGGCGGCACGAUUAGUGGGCGAAAGCCAAAUGAAAGCAUUCCAAAUAAUAAUGCCCUUAGUCAGAGAUCCAAAACGUUUAUCAUAGAAACGCGAAAAGAUGGCAGCGAUAGCAAUCGAAAUGUAAAUCAUGAUUUACAUACGGAAUUCACACGCUCCCAAACUUUGUUGUAUCACAAAGCCAAGCUGCGGGACUCGCAAACGAAUCUCUCACGCAUGCAGCGUCACACGUUCUCUGAGCCGGAGCUCAUAAAUAAACUCAAUCAACAGCAACAGCAGCAGCAGCAACAACAACAGACCAAGAAUGCGCUGGAUGCAUCAACUAGACCAACAACCAGCAAUCGCAACAAGUAUUCCAAAAAGCGUAGAGCUCCCGAAGCACCCGCAGUUGCUGUAAAUAAUACAACAGCUGCUCCCACAGUUAAAAAUAAUGCGGAGAUUUUACGGCUUAAACCGGAUCAUGUGAAUGGGAAACCAACAUCUCACUUUGCCAAGAAUACGGAUCGCCAAAUGAAGCUAACUAAGCCACCAUUAAAGCCUGUGCAGAGUCACCAAAGUGAUGCCUUUAAAAGGGGCAAUGAAAAGCGCAAUUCUUUAAGUGGCAAUCAUCCCCAAAGUCCUGCGAUUGAGCGACCUCCUUAUGUUUAUCGGCGAGAGAAAAGCUCCGACGCCAUUAUGUUGAAAAGUCGUAAAUCGGAAAAUCUUGAAAAUACUACUACUAUUAAAAUCCCCGUGAAAAUGGAGCAGCAUAUGCCAAAGGAGCCGCAGGAGGAAGUAAUUGCGACCAAGGCCCCACAACAACAACGAACGUUUUACUUUGGCAUGGAAAUGGUGGGAGGCUCCUCAGAAGUCACAAAGACACUCAGUGUUGAUGAAAAUCUUGGAAACGAGGAAGUUUCGCUGCCCACGCUAUGCAACUAUGAUAUGGAAUAUAAAAAUACAAGUAGUCCCGAGGAGAGCAUGAACGAUAAUGGUUUACUUGUUCACAUACGUCCAACGCUGCCGCGUCGACAAGCCGAGACACCGUCGUUUAGUCCCAUGUUAGCUUGGCGUUCACUCAUGGAGGAGCUGGAUCGUGUCGAGAGCUCGCAGAUGAAAGAGAAUCUCAAUAUUUGGGCAGCGAAUGCUAAUAAUGAGCGACCCAUACAACCAAAUCGUAGUAAUACACAAAAUCGUAAGUUGCCCCGAGCACAGCAAAUGAAUACAACAUGGACACCUGAACAGGAUCUAGGCGAUGAUAACGAUGAUCGCGUCAAGGGACUCAAUUCGGAUGAUGACACCAGCUCCGAUGAAUACCGCUCCAAAUGGGAGGGCGACAAUUUGUUGUUUUACGGCAGCAAAAUGAAAAAACCAGGCCAAAUACCAAUGGCACCAAUUCACACGUUCAGUCUAUCGUUGCCCAGGGACUCGCACCUGCAGCAUAAUCGAGGAUUGGAUGCUGGUGAUUUGUGCAUAUACAAGAGUCUGCAGAAGUCAAAGCCUGAUGAUUAUAUCAAUAAUAAUGGCAGUGCGAGAAAAUCCACAACUCAAUUAAAACACGAUCAGGCCGAGGGUUGCAAUAAUUGGCUGCUACAUAAGAAUAUGGGCGUGGGCGUUGAGCAACAUACAAAGAGUCUGGAGUAUGGCAAUAAAAAGCAAAGAAUGGUAAACAUUGAGCCCCAAUCAAUUAAAUUUCUAACUGGCGGAAAACAUGUCAUGUACUUGCCCGGCAACAAUGAAUCAACAAAUGCUACAAAAACUGUGCCAGCAGCAGCCACUGCAACAGUUGAAGAAGCGAAACCCAAAUCAAAUCGCCAUUUCAAAAGCAGACAGCGACACAUUCCCCAAAGCUUACAGGAUAAAACACCCAUAUUUCCAACAAUGGAACAGCAGAGCUUUAAAUUGGAUGAUGAGAAGCCACUGCAUCAACGUUUCUCAUUCAACAAUCCCGUGCGACUCUUGGAGAAAAAGUUGCAUACGGAGAAAUCGGUUAAAGCCGCUAAAACGAAACUUUCAUUGGAGGGCGAGCUUGAAGCUUUAAAAAAGGUCGAGGAAGACUUUCAGCGAAACCGUGCUAAUGAAAAGGAGAAUAUACAGCAUCAAUUGCGACUACAUUUUGGCAAUGAUGAUGAACAUUUCGAGCAAUAUCAUAGCUUACCUGUAGCGCCUGUGCUUGAACGAUUUUCAGCCAUCAAUUUAAAUGAUUCGAAUCAUAAGUUAAAUGGGCGUCAUGAUCCCGAGGGUUGUGUUUCCAAUGUGCCCUAUGCCGCAAAUGAAAGUGAGGAGCACAACAAUAACAACAUAACCUUUGCUACAAAAAUAUUUAGUUAAGUUUAGCUUAGUUUGUACCUGUAAAUAAUGAAAUAGCUUCAAGCUUAAUUCAAUAUUCCAUGUCUUACCUGGUGCUCUUCAAAAGAUUGCCUUCAAAAACUCUGUGCGACCGCAAAGUUUAUUGUUAAGGAAAUAUGUAGAAUUGUUUAGUCGUCAAUAAAAUUAGUUGCAUUUGCCGUUGAAAAUAA